Molecule: messenger RNA, 7138 nt
Organism: Blepharisma stoltei
Lineage: Eukaryota; Ciliophora; Heterotrichea; Heterotrichida; Blepharismidae
Source: the annotation of a GenBank genome assembly
AUGAGAAAUCUUAUAGGCUUAAUCGUUCUUAUUGAGCUAGCUGCUUGCAUCUCAAUAGGGUCUAAGGAUGGAAAUCUUGAUCCUGGAAGAAUCUUAUGGCCAAAAGAUACUUGGGUGAGCUCUCCUAUCGAACUAGCAAGGACAAAUUCAGGUCUAACAACUACUAUUACUUUUAACUUCAGACCAACCUCAACAUUGGCGAGUGGCUUUGUCCAAAUUAUCCUUCCAUCUGGACUUUCUGGCUCUUUAAGUACUACUAAGACACUUACAGCAAAUCAAGACACUUAUAUAUCGUUUCCUAUUACUUUACCUUCUGGAGCCGCUGUUUACGGGCCAUUUGGGAUUAUUUCUCGAACUAGUUCCACAGGUCAAAUCAUUGACGCAAACUACAUUUUUGGCUGCAUUUCUACCACAGCUUCUGUGGCCAGUUCGUCAACUGUUACAGUCUCAACUGUUUCAGGAACUGCAAAUCCGGUUAUUUCAACUCAAGACAGCCUUUACUUCACUUUUUCUCUUACCCAAAGCUUCUGGAGACACGAUCUAAUUGAAAUUAUUCCUGACACAGACUGGAGCUUGACUUCUACGACAAUCUCUUGCUCUUCUGCAGAUAUUCAAGGGGUAACUAACCAAUUUUAUGGGUAUGAUGGCAGCUACAACUUGCCUUGCGCUCUCGCAACCUCUAGCAGCGACACAACUGGCCCUCAAUAUACAAGUACAGGCUCAAAGAGUAUUUACAUAUAUGGGAUUGACAAAGACGUUCUAGUUACAACAUCUCUUUCAGUCAAGCUCAAGAUUUCUACUUUCGUUCUCCCUGGCUACGUAAAAUCGACAUCAAAUAAUUCGUGGAUAGUUAAGAUCUGGAGAUUCGGCACUAAUAACUUACUUGCCAAAUACUCUGGAAGUGGCCCAAUUUCCACAUAUGUAGGUGCGCUUACUUUUGGCUCAUGGGAUGCAGUUAGCGAUAUUGAUGAAAGCUCAGUGCCAACUGGAGUGUCCUUGUUUUCAACUGUCACCUUUACUAAUACCCAUGCAAUUCCAGCCAGCGGGACAGCAGUUAUUCAGUUCUCAAACGUUGAUCUUACAAAUAAUUGGUGGCAAGAUCUCGAUGGGAGUUCUUCUUCAGGAAAGAAAUGCUAUUUAUCAUCAACGAUUAAGGGCGCUAGCUGCUCUAUCUCAAGCUCAGACUCUUCAAAAGUAACUAUUUCUUUUACAAAUCAACUUGCUGCCUCUACCUCAAUUUCUAUUACUUUGUUAACAGCAUUGACUACUGGUGCUAAAAUUACUUCAAUUACCACAUAUUACACCGGGACGACUGAAAUUGAUACUGUGUCCAGCCCAUCUACGUGGCCUCUUAAUUCUCUCCUUUAUAGUUAAGCAAAAUUCUAUUCAUAGGAAAACUAAACUAUAGGCUUGAAAUUUUUUGGCAUAUAUCAUUAAUAACUAUGGUAAUUCACAUCUAGAUUCGCAUGUUAAACUAGAUUUUCCCUUUCAAACAUUGGCUUAUGUAAAUUUUUUUUAAAAAAAUAAAUAAUUUUACUCGCUAGACUAGAGGGAAGUUAGCACAUCUAAUAAAGUGUUUGGCCACUUCCAAUAUCACUCAUACCAUGAUGCUGCGACAGGUAGUAACGACUAUCCAUCACUUGCAAGCUCUCCUACUUUUACUGCUGGAUUUUUAAAUGGAGCUUACAAAUCAUACGACUUGUAUUGGGCAUUCUACCCUGGCUCAAGCAUUACAUGAGUUGCUGGGACAAGUCUUACAGUCCAUCUCUCAAUUUCUUCUUCGCUCUCUUACACUACCUCUUAUAUAGCCAAUGACGCAACAACAUACGACCUAGUAAACGCUCUUUCAUCAGCUACACCCCUUCAAGCCUCUAGCAGUACAAAAAUAACUUAUUUAAUGAGUGGGAGUUCGAUUUCUGCAAGUUUCGUCACUACCCCAACUGCGUCCAAUUAUUUCAUUUUUGCUUACCACGGAAACUCGGCCUUGCCUUAUGUUGCUUCAAACUUGGCGACAUUUUAUGAAUGCUGGGCCAAGUCAACGACUAAUGAGGUAGGAAACUCAGUUUUCUCAGUACUGAUCAGAAAUUUGGAAGAGAAUGACGUCUACACCAAACCUUUGUGCACUCCUACCUCUGGAGCGAUUCCUCUUAUAACGCUUUUUACAGCUGUGAUCAUGGAUAUAGACUUUACUUCAACUUCCAACGUUUUCACACUUGAAAUCGCAAUCACAAAUGGAGCAAACUUGGGAACUGGCUUAACAGAUAAUAGCGACCUCCCUUGCACAGGAACAGUUAGUGGAGCGAAGUGCACAAUAUCAAAGACAAACAGUGAUGCUGAUACCCUUAUCACUGUAAAAGGAUUGGGCUUAAUAAAAGCAGGGAGCGCUGUGACUUUAUAUAUUGCCAAAGGAAUUUUAUCAGAUUCAAUAGUAUUGACCCCUACUACUACAAUUUAUUAUACGCCAUCGGGCUCCGAUAAUAAAAAUUAUCUUUACACUAGCUCUCAAUCUACAUACACUACUGGCUCAGAAGUUACAUUAUCAACUGGGUCUUCUACCACGACUUGGAGCAUAUCUGCAACUCAAACCUUAGCAAUUUCUGGUGCAGGAACUUCUGCAGCUACAACCACUGGGAGCUAUAUUGGAGUAGGCAUGCCUGCAGGCUUCACCUUAUCAGGAUCUGGAAUUACAGUGGCUAGUAAGUCUCCAACAGCGAGUUAUCAAGCUACCAUGAGCGACCAAUACUCUGUUGGCAGCUUUAUAUUGGGAAUUGAUGAUGGGACUUUCAGACUUGCUUCAGCAGGGUCUGAUAUAUCAGUUGCCGGAAUCGUAGCCCCAAAGUAUGCGGGUGCAAGUAAUGGAAGUAACAAUAUUCAUUUUAAUGUGUUUGUUGUCCUUGCGGCUAACAUCGGAAGUACCUGUGAUGCCGCUGACAUUUCAAAAUUUUCCAAUACAAUCAGCACUGGAACGAUUAGCAAUGGAGAUGUAUCAUGCAGCUCUUCAGCGAGCUCAUUAAAAGGACCAGACUCUGUUGACUCAACAAUCACAAUUACUGUAGCCCUUCCUCAUGGAAUUCCGAAAGAUGGCUUUGUAACUCUUACCAUGGACACCAACUGGUCUUACUCCUAUGCAUCUUGCACAGUCACUGGGAUGUCUGGCAACUGCCAACCAGGCUCAUCCACAAAGAUUACUGCAUCAUCCGAUUUUUCAGCAGGAACCAUCACUGUUUCUUUUCUCCAUGUCAUUCCACCUUCAUCAGGCUCCUCUGCGUCCUGUGUAAGUGCUGUGACUACUCAAGACAGCAAAAAUAACUACAUUGAUUCUGGAUCAGGCUUUUCCCAGACCAUCAAUUUAUCAGCUGCUCCAGAUCCAGGGACCUCAACAAUUACUCCGACCGCAAUCCCCAAUUUUGCUGGGGCAGCCAAUGCUGAUAUUUUUCUAUCGUUUACAUUAAGCAAGACACUCCCAGCCAAUAGUGUCCUUACAAUAUCGCCCGGUGGGGUUGGUACCUGGAUUAAGUCAGGAGACAUCAAAGACUACUGCUGGUCAAGUGUGGUUUAUACAGACUGCUCUGUUACUAACUCAAAAGUCCAGUUAACAUUCUCAUAUGUAAUAACGUCUGGCUCUACAGUUCAGCUUUAUUUAGAUAGUGCUAUCACUCUCCCAAGCUCAUCAGGCACAACUUCAACUGGCUUCCAAAUAGCUGCGACAUAUGCUAGCUCCACUAUUAUUUCAGAUAGCUCCCCAGGAGCUCUUCUUACAGUAAACGCAGCACCGUCAGGAGCAAUAACUCUUACAUCUGUCAAACCUAGCAAGGUCGACAAUGCUGGAGAAGCUUCUGAUUACUUAUUCAAUUUCUCAAGCACCCAAGAGGUUGUGAGCGGAGAUUACUUCAUUAUUCAGUUCCCAAGAGAUUUUGACGCAUAUAUUGGAGAUGCAGAAAAUACUUAUCCUGACUGUGCCCCAGGAGACUGGUUUUUGUCUUGCAGCUCUACCACUCUGGGAAGCAUUACGUGCGCAGUAGACCACUGGUAUCUUAAAGUUUCUGGCAUUUCUAAGCCAGGCUCUACCGCAAAUGGCCUAGAUCUGACUGUCAAAGGCAUCAGAAACCCAAAGUCAGGAACUACAGGAAAUUUCAACAUUUGGCAAUAUGGCUCAAGUGGAACGCUUAAAGCCUACCAAAACUCAGCCAUCAGCGCGAAGACCUCAGACCCUGUUGCAAACUCAUUGACCCUCAAAGACCUUGUUAUUGACAACACUCUUCUCUCUGGUACAUCAACUUAUUCUUUUGACUUCUACUGUGCUGGCACCUUCAAUAGUGAGUAUGCCUUCGAAAUUCACUUCCCUCCUCAGUUCAACCUUAAGCUUUCUAGUUCAGCAACAACAACUGCUUGCACCACAAAAUAUUAUGAUGAAUCAGGAUCAGCAAAUACUGACUCAACAGUAGCUAAUGAUUGGAACUCAGCCACUUCUACUUGCAGCUUAGAUGUGGCAACUGGAAGAGUCACCUUGACUAUUCCUACAUCUGUGUCUAAAACCUUUUUAGCGACUGAUAGGAUUAGAAUCAAUCUGUCAGGCAUCAGCAAUGCACAGUGGGGACUCAGCAGGACUGACUCCAUGUGGGACAUGAAAGAUACAGCCGCAUUUGGGUCUUUUUCAGAGUGGACUAACAGAUUUGGAGUUUCUGCCAUCCAUACCUCUGCCACCACCAUUUCAGCGAAAAGCUACGAUAUCCUGAAUGCAGCAUAUAUUGGUCUCAACCCUUCUGCGACUGAUAUUAGUGCCAACUCUUAUGCUCCUGAAAAUGGAAAAGGAAAGAUUCAGCUUACACCAGGAACUCAAAGUCAAGACAUCCCCAUCUCGAUUUCUGCGUCAUGGCCAAUGAAAUCCAAGUCUCUUAAACUCAAGCCAGCAGCUAACUCAAACUAUCCUGACAACGGAAACCUCGAGUACACCUCAAUUCACUUUGGCUUCAUUGUUUAUCAAAUGGUAAGACAAAUCACUUUCAGAAUUUCAGCCAAAACUGGGACUCCACAAGGGAUUUACUACAUAGACUGGACAACUGAAGAAGAGAAGCAGCCAGGUGUCACUGCUAACUUGUAUAGCCCUCCUCUAAGCAUCAUGGUAGAAGUCUGUACUCCGUCAACUACUCUUGUGCCUACAGUAGCGAAUAUUCCAACUCUUUAUAAAGGAUAUAAGAGUAUCCCAAUUGCAGUGUCGCUGCCUCUAUCUCCAGCAACCGAUAUUACCAUUACUCUUGCAGCUAAUUCGGCUGGGGUUUCAUUAACCCCGACUUCUCUAGAGUUCACAAAGGAUUCUGAUGUAAAAUUCUUCGAAAUUACUGUCUAUACUAAUUAUAUUGCAACUCAGACUGCUCCAACUAUCACAUUUACUAUCUCUGGAACAGAUGCAGCAGCCUAUGGGCCGAUUAAUACUAAAACCCUUGAUAUUUCCUCUACUGACUCAAAAGCAACACAGCCCUCUCUUAUUAUUGCCCAAAGCACUGUGACUAAAAACUCAGCAACCUUAUCUAUAAGUUCUCCUCAAAACGGAGUCCUCUACUGGGGCUUCUCUUGCAAAGGAUCAGCAAUUCCUACCUUCCCUGAACUUGUCUCAGCAGUUGCUGAUUUAGUUUCUCCAGUCAAAAAUACUUAUUCUUACCAAGAACUUAAAGAUAUGGACUACAAUAAUACUGAGACCGAUGUUAAUCCAGCAAUGGGUGACACAGAUAUCAAUUCUUUCUUCAGAAGAAUGCACGCUAGGCAUUGUGCCACCUAUUAUGCUAACGCUCAAGUCAUCUACGCUGACAAUUCAGCUCAAGUAAUCCUUGAUAACCUUAUGGCUGGAACUGAGUAUGUGUUCACUGCAUAUGUGGAUAACAGACUCAUUAACAUCACUUACAACUAUACUGCGCAAACAGUCCCUGUCAUCACCUCAGCACUUCCAAGUGUAUCAACCAAAUCUGUUGUUUUUAGUGGAAGUGUGCCACAGACUAGCAGUGACAAUAUCAGAAACGUGCUGGCUAAGAAUAUGGGUGUUAACCCUUCAUGGCUCACUUUGACAUCAUAUGCUUCCACUUCUUCCAGACUCCUUCAAGCCUCGGCAACCUCCACAUUUACGUAUAACGUGCUUUAUGACAGAGCUUUAGCAGAUGGCUACUCAUCUGAUACAAUUCUUGGGAAUCUUAAUGAGGUUCAGGCAUCCUCUGAUUUCUCCAGCUUGUACAGCUAUACCACUUCCAGCUAUUAUGCAGGAUCUACCACUAGAGGAACAGCACCAUCAUGGGUUAAAACUCCAAUUGUAAUAGAAAUCGGAGAGAAUGCUGCUUAAACUUAAUUUAGAUUAUCGAAAAGCUCCGGUAGGUGCUGCUUAACCUCCGUAAUGCUUCACCGCUUGUUUGCAAAUUUCAGCCUGCCUCUCAAUGUGCUUCUUCUCACGGACAAGGGCUUGCACUAUAUACCCGUGAGUUAGAGGCACUGGGUAACCAUGCCUUACUUCAAUGGGGACAGGCUUCCAGAAAAUCGAAAAAGGAUUUUCUAAUCGCCUAUCGGCCAAGAUGGAAAUUCGAAGCCCAGGACAGAAUGCACAUCAACGAACGCCACAAAGUCCUUGAGUCACUCCAGCUACAGAUGCUAAGAGGGUAGUGAUUCGCCACAUCAUUUUAAAUAUAUGGAGAGACUGCUGCAACUUUUAUGGCGACCUCAGACAAAGCAGGAACAGUUUAUGUAUCGUGCACUGAUGAAGAGUCAGACUUGAACACUUAUGCAUGGCAAGUAAUUGAUGGUCUUAAUGCAAACUCUAACCCUGCACAUGCGGAUUAUGGAAAUUGGACAAAAAACCAGAACACAACUUUGACUGUUUCAGGAUUAACACAAGGAUCGAUUUAUAUGUGCUAUUUCACUGCUUGUGACAACUACCCAGCUUGGCCUUCUUGCAUCGAUUAUUCAGAUGACAGCUCAUUGGUGAAAAUAGGAAUUAAAACUAAAGCUAGCGAUAGUGAUGCAGCAAUUUUGGGUUUUGUUGCAGCUUUCUUCUUACUCAUUUUAUAAUGAAUUUAUAAUAAAGCAAAUUUAAAAACAUUCUUUCGCUAAUAAUUCAUUUUGCCUCAACUAGAAUUCCAAAGAGUUAAUCCUUAACUAA